Messenger RNA from Pocillopora damicornis (cauliflower coral), 1791 nucleotides. RefSeq names its product transmembrane protein 39A. Gene Ontology annotation, cellular component: membrane. NCBI's taxonomy places the organism in Eukaryota, Metazoa, Cnidaria, Anthozoa, Scleractinia, Pocilloporidae. The record is from RefSeq and is a predicted model, not a curated record.
GCAUCUCCAAAAGAGUUCAAGCAGACGGCUGACUUUGUGGUGAGAAGAAUAAAGAAACAUUAUAAGGAGUGAGAUCGUUAAUGUAGAUGUUUGGAACGCUACUUUGGCCGUUCAUCCUCUAUCUGGUCGCCAGCUCUUCCAUUCUGGAUCAUAUUUUCCUGUGGCUGUGUCGUUUGAUGCCGGGAGGGAGAAAAUUUGUCACCGUCAAGGCGAGUUGCCCGUCCAGUAUACGAAGUCUUCAGAACGCUGUACGAGGUUAUCGAAACGGAUCGCCCCCAUCUACCAGUGGAAUACAUUCGAUCUCUUCGUUGUUAACGAUCCCUCCACUGUACCACUAUCCUCAUCCUAACUUGCCUGUGUUUACCUCAAUGGGUUUCGAAAUUUUAUUUUUUUGCUAUCUUGUCAGCGCGCUUGUUCUUCAGCAUGUCAACAUCUACAAAACGAAUAUUCACAUGGUUGAUAUCCACCUUAUGUGGUUCAUUGCCAUUUUCCUGAGUCGAAGAGUGGCAUGGAAUGUAAUUGGACAGACACUAGCCUCGGAAGUACUAUGCACUGUCAAGUGUUUUGUUAACCUCUUCCUGAAGGGCGUGGCUCUUCUAUCACUUGUGUCAAGCUUUGUAUGGUUGUCAUGGAGAAUUAUUCAGCAAAACAGUAUACAAAAUUGCCUUUUUCUCUGCUACCCGUCAGUGAUGUAUAUAAUUACGUUUGGCUUCACCCUGGAUCCCCAGGGAAAUAAAGUAAUGCUUAAACUGAGUCCACACCAAGAGCUAGGCCCAUUAUCACAGCUACAGCUACUACAGAGCAGCCUACUGGACGCUAAAGGUGUAAUGGUGAACGGAAAUUCUAAACAGGAACUACCAGCUCCUCAACCAUGUUCACUGCCACCGGAUGCAGUGCGAUACGAAACAGAAUGCCUGAGAACCGAUUUUAAUCUUCGGAUCAAACAGGUUCUAUUUCAGUCACUCGUAUGCGCUUACUAUGUUGGGUUUAUUCCGAUGAAGUUCUCAGAGCAACAUUAUGUGUAUUACGACAUGUGGUGGGCUUGUCAGCACACGCUUUUCGUUUGGCUGAGCUGUUUGCUAAUGUUAAUGAUGUACAUGUUACCGCUGAAUUAUUGUGACGCUUUACAUAAGUGUGCACUGCAUCUUGGCGGAUGGGAGAGAUAUCCCUGCGGUCACCGCGACACUCCACAUGUAUGGUCAGCAUUAACGGUAUGGCCUCAGGGGGUCCUGGUGCGGCAUGGUAAACUUCUAUACAGAGCGCUCGGUAUUCACAAUGUUGCAAUCCCAGGGGACGCGCAUCAUGGAAGAUUUUUCUUCAUGUUCGAAUCUCCCUUGCGACUCGUCAACUGGAUGGCAGCAGUUCUGUUGUUACUUGUCUUAUAUCAGCUGUUUAUGAUAACAAGGUCCCACUCUUGGCACCAGCUUCUCUCGGUCACUGGGCUCCUGACGUUUAAUUACCUGAUUCUCUACAGGCUCUUCCGAGAUCGCUGGGCACUUCAGGCUGUGGUACGAGAGAGAACAGGAACUUAAGUUCCUAACUAUAGAGCCACUCUUUAUUCUGUGCAAAGUGCGAAAAUGUGAUUAGUUACAACUUAUUGGGCAAGGUGCAAAGGUACAUGCAGAUUUUAUACCACCAGUCGUUUAGGGGUCUUCAUCUGCGAUCAAUUUCAAACAGUUAUUAUUCAGAUGAUAUGGGUUGGUUUGACUCGGAAAAUUUACCGUGCAUACUGUUCGGACUCUGUCCUUCUUACUGCGAGGGUUAUUUUUCUUGGUGAUAAAUUUCAAAUUU